This is a messenger RNA of Danio rerio (zebrafish), 2273 nucleotides long. It is a transcript of the gene syt4, whose product is annotated as synaptotagmin IV. Lineage: Eukaryota; Metazoa; Chordata; Actinopteri; Cypriniformes; Danionidae. Gene Ontology annotation, biological process: negative regulation of secretion by cell. Gene Ontology annotation, cellular component: membrane; endomembrane system; cytoplasmic vesicle membrane. The record is from RefSeq and is marked provisional.
CGGGUGUGAGGAAACCUCUGGGAAAGAGGGAACGUCUUGCUUUAUUUUGUUUUGGAGCGACAAUAAACAGGCGUACAUUUUUAAUCUACUACAAGCAUUAAAUUAUUCAGUCUUGUGUCUCUCUCGACGUGCGGUGAGGAAUCGUGAGCGGCAGCAUCUUUUCAGGACCUUGGACAGAGCGCGCGUACACAAUGGCACCAGUGACGACAGAAGAAGCACAUUUUGCGGAGGUUCCUGUGAGCGUGGCAGUGGUCAGUGUGUUUGGUCUGGUCUUCAGUGUUUCCAUCUUUGCAUGGAUUUGCUGUCAACGCAAAGCCAACAAGAGCAGCAACAAGACCCCACCCUACAAGUUCGUCCACAUGCUGAAGGGGGUUGACAUAUACCCUGAAAGCCUGAGUGGAAAGAAGAAGUUUGGAGGAGAAAAGACACCAGAAGCCCAUGGAAAACAAACCCUCAGUCCUACUGGUGGACGGCCAGACCUCCAUCUAGACCUGGAGAAACGAGACCUAAAUGGAAACUUCACCACAAAGCCACCGACACUCCAACUGAAGGUGCGUAGUUCUCCAGAUAUUGACAUCCCAGCUCUUCAGGGAGGAUUUGCGAACCAGGAGGCUGGUACUCCAGAAAGCGUGGUAUCCAGUCAUACACCAACACCAGCCGUGGAGAAAUCCCAGGACAAGGAAGGUGGUCUGGGAACGCUCUUCUUUUCCGUUGAGUACAACUUUGAGAAGAAGGCUUUCAUGGUUCACAUCAAGGAGGCACAUGGUCUGUCGCCCACAGAUGAACAGUCGCUGACCUCUGACCCCUAUAUUAAGCUGACCCUGCUGCCUGAGAAGAAGCACAAGGUGAAGACACGUGUUUUGAGGAAGACUCUGGACCCGGCCUUUGACGAGACCUUCAGCUUCUAUGGAAUCCCAUUUGCACGAGUUUCCCAGCUGGCUCUGCACUUCAUGGUGCUGAGUUUCGACCGAUUUUCACGAGAUGAAGUCAUUGGAGAAACCCUUGUUCCCCUGGCUGAUAUUGACCUGUCUGAGGGGCGCGUCCUCAUGAGCCGAGACAUUAUUAAGAAAAAUAUCAGGAGGAGUGCUGGACGAGGAGAGCUGCUUCUGUCCCUGUGUUAUCAGUCGACAACCAGCACUCUGACUGUAGUGGUGCUGAAAGCCCGUCAUUUGCCCAAAGCUGACUCCAGCGGACCCUCAGACCCUUACGUGAAGGUGAACCUGUUCCAGGGGAAGAAGCGUGUAUGCAAGAAGAAGACGCAUGUGAAAAAGUGUGCCCCCAACCCAGUCUUCAACGAGCUCUUCGUCUUCGACCUGCCCUCAGAAGACGGCCUGCGAGACACCAGCGUGGAGCUUCUCCUGCUGGACUCCGACAGGACGUCUCGUACGCCUGUCAUUGGCCGGCUUGUUCUGGGAACCUCCUCUCCUGGCACCGCAGGCGAGCACUGGCGCGAGAUCUGUGACCACCCGCGGCGACAGAUCGCCAAGUGGCAUGCGCUUUCCGAAGACUAGCCGACCAAGAACUGUCGUUGGAUAUCAUGGUUGAGUGGGCAGGAUUUGAACUGUGGACUUAUGUCGCGAGUAAUGUCCUCUUGUCAAUCAACUGAUCUCAGUCAUAUCAUUGGGGCGGGGCUUCUUCUAAAGGGGGAGGCGCCAGCCAAACCCGACCAAUUAAUGAUUCCAAAGACGCUCUCAGAUGCCCGAUGCCGCUUUUUUCUUCAUGCUUCAUUCAAAAUCCCGAUCGAUCACCACCUUGUGCAGUACCGAAUGUCAUGUUGCUAUUGCUGUUCUUCUCUACUCACUGUUAGUAUACAGUUCAAUACUCCAUCAUGCGAUACAAUUAAAGAAAAUCCUGGUAAUGUGAUUAUGAUGAUGAUGAUGUAAAUGAACUCAAUGAUCUGUUUAUUUUUUAAGAGAUGCUUUUAUCUUUGUUUAUUCAGAUGUCGAAAUUCAUUCGCUCUCUUCUUUUUAUACUUGAUUUCUCGGUUUGGUUUGUGUUUCUGCCUGACGUCUUUUGUAAGUGAACACGGUGUGGAAGCAGCCUAAAUUAGGCACAACAAGCAGAGACUGAUGGAGCAGGACGACUGCACAAACUGAACAGGACUGCAUGCGGCGAGCAAGUACUUGUGUGAAUGCGAGUGUGUGUGUGUGUGUGUGUAAAUGUGUGUGUUAGUUCGGUUCCAGUGAGACAGAGUGUCGUUCUCUUCACUGUGAGCACAACGGUGGAAGUGAUGUAUAUUUGUGUAUUACUAUAAAACAUCCAGUUCUGAGAAA